AUGAAGAGAACACUAGAAGUCAGAGAAAAUAAGAUAAAUGAAGAAGACUUACCAGAGGAGUGCUAUCAUGGGCUUGAGGAUUUACCCUGGACCCUGAACUCACUGGAGCAGUUACUGUAUAUCAGUCUGCCAGCAUGGAUACAAAGAGCUCUUCUUUGUAACUUAGCUGAGAGGUUUGGAAUCUGGACCUUUCAUAAUAACAUCCUGCCGUGUCGUCUCAUAUCCUACACCCUACUGCCAUACACUCUGCCUGCUUCAGCUGUCUUCUCAUUCAUCCAUAGAUUGUUGUGCUGGGUGAAGGAAAUUCCCCACCAGGUACUGAAUGCAGGCAGGGAAUUCAAACAUGAAGUGAUCACAUAUCUGCGGUUAGUCUUUGCGCACUUGAGAGGACUGUUGCUGAACAGAUUCCUGCUUUUGCAAAUUCCAACACUGCACCCAACGCUUGCUCUGUUUCUCUCACCCUGGUCCUUUUUCCCAUCUCUUCCUUUUACUUUCCUUCCUUGGUCCUCUUUUCCUUUACUUUCUCUGGCUUUGCGUUUUCUGCGGUGUCUCUCCACUUCAACCUCGAAGAAGCAGCCGGAGCGCAGGAGCCAGACUCAGCCUCUCUGGUCUAGACGGCGAUCUCUCCUCUGCUUCCAGCUCACCGGAUCCGGCAGUUUUCACAGAAAUACAGCUGACAUCCUUGCAGAUGCAGAGUCCCAAUCUUCAGCCUUCCUCCUGUGGCUCAACCUAGAGUUAGAAAUGGACAGCCAUCCUGAAGCACUACAGCUUCAGAAGGACCGUCUAGAUUGUGAGGGAAGUUUAUUACUAGGCACAGAAGUAGAUGAGAAUCUCACUUCCCCUGUUAUGUCUGACAUGGAUAUACAAGAAGAAGACUGA
Messenger RNA from Puntigrus tetrazona (Sumatra barb), 879 nucleotides. RefSeq lists its product as uncharacterized. The record is from RefSeq and is a predicted model, not a curated record. The transcript is spliced from 4 exons. The coding region runs from base 1 to 879 and encodes 292 amino acids. NCBI's taxonomy places the organism in Eukaryota, Metazoa, Chordata, Actinopteri, Cypriniformes, Cyprinidae.